GGAGUCCGGGGCUGACAUGGCGGCCCUGGAUAGGGUGAAGGUGUUGGUGCUGGGGGACUCAGGGGUCGGGAAAUCCUCCCUCGUCCAUCUGUUGUGCCAGAACCAGGUUCUAGGGAACCCAUCGUGGACUGUCGGCUGUUCGGCUGAUGUGAGGCUUCACGAAUACAAGGAGGGGACGCCAGAGGAGAAGACAUUUUUUAUCGAGCUCUGGGACGUCGGGGCAUCGGUCGGCAGCGCCAGCAGUGUAAAAAAAGCCAGAGCCGCCUUUUACAACGGCUUUAACGGAAUCCUCCUCGUCCACGACCUCACCAACAAGAAGUCCUCUCAGAAUCUGCACCGCUGGCUGCUGGAGUCUCUCACCAAAGAUCUACAGCCGACGGGUGUGCUGGUCACCGGGGGGGACUACGACCGGGAGAACUUUGCCGAUAACCAGAUCCCCCUGCUGGUCACCGGUACUAAACUGGACCAGAUCCCAGAGGCCAAGCGCACCGAGGUCCUGACCCGCACCGCCUUCCUGGCGGAGGAUUUCAACGCCGAAGAGAUGAAUCUGGACUGCAACAACACGCGUGGCCUUGCCGCCGGCUCCUCCAACGCCGUCAAGCUCAGCAGAUUCUUUGACAAGGUGAUCGAGAAGAGAUAUUAUUCCAGGGACACCAGCACGAUUCCGGGAUACUCGGACCGGAAGCGCUUUGGCGGAUCAUUCAAGAGCCUGCACUAUGAUUAAACACUGGAGGCGUAAUACAGCCGC
Nanorana parkeri is the source of this 748-nucleotide messenger RNA. It is a transcript of the gene RABL3, whose product is annotated as RAB, member of RAS oncogene family like 3. The record is from RefSeq and is a predicted model, not a curated record. Gene Ontology annotation, biological process: intracellular protein transport. NCBI's taxonomy places the organism in Eukaryota, Metazoa, Chordata, Amphibia, Anura, Dicroglossidae. The transcript is spliced from 8 exons. Gene Ontology annotation, cellular component: endomembrane system. Bases 17 to 724 code for a protein of 235 amino acids. Gene Ontology annotation, molecular function: GTPase activity.